UCGUUAAAAUCUUUUGGUGUGACAAAAUGAAUUCGUUUCUUCAGAGCUUAGAGAAUCCAGCGCGACCUUUCCUAGGUCCGAACUACUGGAUUCUAAAGAAAAUGGGAUUACUUUUACCUAAAAGCAAAUUGGGCACAAUAUUGUACAUUUUCUUGCACGAGACUGUCACAUUUUUUGUCGUUACUCAGUACAUGGAGUUGUACGUAAUCAGAUCAGAUUUAGAUCUCGUAUUGACUAACAUGAAGAUUUCCAUGUUAAGCGUGGUGUGCAUUGUUAAAGUGAACACCUUCGUCUUGUGGCAAAAGCAUUGGCGUGAGGUACUGGACUACAUUACAGAAGCUGAUAAUUUUGAAAGGCAAAGUGAGGAUCCAGGCAAGAUUCAGAUAGUUGAAGCUUACACUAAAUACUGCCGGCGGCUCACGUACUUUUACUGGGUUUUGGUCAGCACAACCUUCUUGACAACUACAUGUUCACCACUUAUGCGAUAUCUGUCGUCAUCGACUUUUAGAGAGAACAUGCGAAAUGGUACAGAACAAUUUCCGCACAUCUUCAGUUCGUGGAUGCCAUUUGACAAGUACCACUCGCCAGGAUGUUGGAUCACAGUCCUGUGGCACACGGUACUUUGUGCUUAUGGCGCCGCAAUUAUGGCGGCCUACGACACUUGUAUUGUAGUAACGAUGGUAUUCUUUGGAGGGAAACUGGAUCUACUUCGUGAGAGGUGCAAACACAUGUUUGGUUCUUACGGCACUGUAAUCACCGACAAGCAAUGCGAGGAGGUAGUGCGACAGCUGCAUGGCAUCCAUAUUAUGCUAAUAAAAUACUCAAGAUUAUUUAAUUCACUGCUGUCGCCGGUCAUGUUUUUCUACAUGGUCAUGUGUUCACUCAUGCUUUGUGCGAGCGCAUACCAACUGACUUCCGCACAAAACGCCGCGCAGAAGCUUCUGAUGGCAGAGUAUUUAAUUUUUGGAAUCGCGCAACUUUUCGUCUUUUGUUGGCACAGCAACGACGUUUUGAUUAAAAAUGAGAACAUGACGUCAGGUCCAUUUGAAAGCAACUGGUACACAGCUAACUGUCGACAGAAGAAAGACGUGCUACUUCUGUCGGGGCAUAUUGUAGUGUUGCUAUGUCAGAGGCGUGUUGCUAUGGAAAAUCAGAAUCUUCCUGAGAGAGUUGUGCCGGUUCAAUAUGGAAGAGGUUCAAGAGCUUUUCGUCAGUUUAAAAAUCCUCCACAGCCGCACAUGUGUAUCCAAGAUACGAUAAAGGGCACUUCGGAGAAAUUGUACAUUAAUGUGUUGGGAUGGCAGAAAAUAGCCAACCCGAAACAAUACUCAGAUCCCAUUCCUUUGUACGGUGGAAUGCAGGUGCCACAGAACUAUGGUCCAAAUGCAGGGAGACCUCCGAUGAUAGUGUUUGCUGUUAUGGUCAAUCCAGACAUACUCAAAGCUAACGGGAAAAAUGCUAGCAGUCCCACAGAUCGCGAAGCACUAGUAAGUCUCCUGUGUGACUUUGUGGAGGCUAUGAACCCAGGACUGGUGUUAGCAAGGAAUCCAGUCAUCAUGAAGGAUAGAGACCUUGCUGGAGAAUUGAAGGAUGUUUGGCUUGCUGUACAAAAUAAAAGAGAGAGGGAAAAAGGAAUGAAUCAAGAUGUUAUGUAUAAGGUUUAUGACAUAGAUGGUAUUGGUGAAGACAAUAUGAAUGAAGAUGAUGUUCAAACGAAACAAGGUGGCUCUCCCAAUAGAGGAUCAAAUGGUGAUAAGAAACCUGUGAAGUCAUCCAAGCAAAUACUGUUGAAUGCUGGACAGAAAUCAGAAUUUGAUUCAGGUAUGAACAAUUGCCAACUAAACCAAACACAUGCAAACCGAGACAAUAAAACUGGUAACAGUUCGCCGGACACUACAUACUGCACACCUGUCUAUGGUCAAAUAGUUUCAACACGAGAAAAUCACAACCAAAUAAAUGACAUACAACAAAAGUUCUCUUCAAAUGAAAUUAAACCAUCAAGCUCAUUCCGGAAAGACUGGAAUCCCAUGCAUGGCAAAACAACUGAAGGCUGGGACGAAUUCUCAAAACGCAACAUAUCCACGAUCAAAAGCGACGACAAAAAACGAUGUAUCAAAGACAAAUCGAAAAUAAGCAAUGGCAAGUCUCACUACGAUUUCUUCCCGUACUUUGACAAUAAAUCGGCGAACGAAGCGGAGGGUUCCGAGGAAGAAGACAGUAUGAACAAGGAACAAAUUACGAACGAAGAAAAUUCUAAAAUAAUUAUAGACCCAAUGCAGAAACUAGUUCUGCAUUCGACUGAUAAGAAUAUAUGUGAUAAUAACACAAGUGCUCUCAGCUCAAUAAGCUCAUAAAAUAAGCUUUUACAAACAUUUUUGUAUGGCAGUUGACAUUUAAAUAUUUGAUGUAAUCGCUUGCAUGUCUGCAUACCCUCCUCGAACUCGUGACACUCGCAAUCUGGAUCGAGAUGUUUACACUUGGUGAGUAGCUCACUACUCGAAUGCCACAAUAAAAGCGAUUGUGCAAGUGUAACGUGAGCGAAUGAAUGGUCGGAAUAUUCAUGUAACAAUAGCAAUUUAGGUGGAGCAAUAUUUUUUAAUUUUAUGGUGUUUAACUAAUAUUUAUGUUUGAGUAUGAGAUUUGUAUGCAUGGCUUGUGUUUGAUGGUUUUGUCUUGAUAGUUUUAUAGAUCACAUUAUUCCAGUCCAGCCAAAUUGUUUAUCACACAUAUUAAAAUUAGUUAGUGUUACAAAUAUUAUGGUAAAUUGUGUGCAUGAGAUUGUAUCACCUAUAGAUAUUGAGAAUAUGAAUGAGCUAUUUCACUUGUAAUCUUGGUAACAAUGUCACAGAAAAUUUUAUUAAUUAAAAUCGGAUACAAAAACUAUGCCAGAAACAGAAUACUUUAAUACGAAAAUACAGUAUGUGUUUAUUGAAACAAUAUUAUAAUGUUUUGUGUGUGAGUUUUAUGGUUGUGUGUUUAUCUAAUGAUUGAGUGGUGGUAGCGCUCGCGUUUGUUCAAACUAGGCCGAUUGUUGUUAUUAUCACUAAAGACUGACUGAUCUUUGGCCCAAAUAUAUAUGGCAACUAAUCCCCUUACAAACUCUGAUAAUCUUAACUUCUAAGAUGUUCUGAAAAUUAUUUCUGUACUUCAAAGUUAACAGUAAGUACAGAAAUACUUUAAAAUGGACCAAGUAUUUCCAUAUAUUCAGGCAUUCCAAUAAGCCUACUAAGUAAAUCAGAGAAACAAAUAUAAGAGUUCAGAACAAAAACACUGUCUAGCCUAAUUUGAACUGACAAACAAUUGUAAAAUACGUACAUAUUGAUAAUUUUUAUAAGAUGCUAUUUUUCAUUGUUGCCAAUUUACUAUAUUUAAACUCUGAGCUUGUUACACGACACUAUCACGAAAAGAAGUUUCAAAGUGAUAUUUGAAUGGCAAAAUUCUUGUGGCCAAUUUAUUUAUUGUUGUGAGAUAGCGAAGUGUCCUGAGUGGCGUUAGUGAGCCUUGUUCUAGAUAGCAAAGAUUUUUAUCACAUGUCUCACUAAUGUUAUUUGAAUCGUUUGAAUUCUAGAAUGCAAUGUGUUAUUACAUAUUUUUAUCCUCUAAAUUAAAUUAAAUAUUGUGAUGAGCGUUUUAAUUGCUCAUUGUAAAAAAAACUUAAGUGACCAAUUAUUAUGAGUGAAAAUUGUUCAGCUCGUUAUAUCUCUUUGACAAUGAUCUCGGAAUUUAAUUAAACUAUUUCAAUUGAAUGCCUGUAGGUGUUGUUACUGAACACUGCCAAAUGAUGCUUCACUGUAACACUAAUGUAUAAGUCACAUCGACACUGACGAAAGAGCACAUGGAGACUGCUAUCAAUCUUUAAAUGAGUGCAAUACCUUGCAUUGUGUUUCUCAACUAGAUACCGACACAAUGUAGUGUGUGGCAGGGUUGUCAGGAUUUGUGCUUUAGCUAGUCUGUUUGACAGCAAAAUAGAUAAAAUGUUUCCAUAUUUUUAUUUUGUAAGUUAGACAUUUUUACUAUUAUAAUUUAAGGCACCCCAUUUUCACUAACUUUUUAGGGACAUUUUAUUUGAAUGACCUGACAACCUUAUGUACUGGCCCUCUUUUGUCACAUAUUAAGACUGAUCAUUCGGGACUCUACUAACAGGAUUUUGAAGUCAACUGUUUGUUUUCAAACAGGCGACUGUGAACAAAUAAGUACCGCUUUAGAUUGUUAAUCGUGCUCUAUUAUUUGUCAUGUUACAUGUAAGAAUAAAGUGAGGCUGGCCCAGAUUUUUACAAGUAGAUAGAUUGUUAUUGGUCUAUGCGCUCUUUUGCCUACAGUUCUGUCGUGAUCAUUGUAAGAAUAGGAUAUAAUGGGGCCUACCGUAUUUUUGCUCACCAGAUGACACUAGUGUGAACCUGUCGUUCUUCGUCCAAUAGGCAAUUAGCUAUUGUCACACCAUUGGAUGUACAAUAUUUGACAGCUGCUGUGAUUGGAUAAAAAAUCCUUUUCCUACAUUUGGUGAGCAAAAUAAGGUAACCCCCAUUUAUGCAUGUCUUACUUUUUACCUUUACACAGAAAACAUUUGCGUUUUGAGAAUAAAAUUAGUUAAAGAAGUCGCAAGUAAAGUAGAUUUUAUAUGGUUGUUUAGUCAGUAACAUAAAUCAGUCUGUAGGUACAUAAUAAGUCAAUACCUUGUGCAAUCCCUUGGUUCUUUUAUUAUUAUAUAACUUUAUUUUUACUAAAUAUAUAUAUUUUUAGUUUUUUACAAGCUGAACAGAGGUAGAGAUCUCAAUUAAGACUCUCGCCGUAUACAAUAUAGAUCUUAUUUAAUUUCAUAAGUCUCAAUGUUCUAUAACGCUUAUCAACUCAAUCGACUUGUCUAUAAACAUGUAAGAUGGACUGAUGUUGCAUUUGGUGAAACCAUAAAAGUAUUGGUUUAUUUUUUAAUAUUGAAGGAUGAGAUCCGAUGCGAAGGAAGAGUUGUGCAGUCCAUCUCAUGUAAAUUUUUAUCUCUAGAUACUUUUUGUAAAUGUUGAGAAUUUUCGUAUAAAAAUAUGUAUGCCGAGGAAUAUAAUUAUAGUAUCACUUGUAAUCGCCGGCAUCGUUGAGUUAGCGUAUUGCAGUUGUUAAAAUAAAUAAUUGAUGUUGUUAAAUUCUCUAAACCCAGUUUAUAUUAUGACAACUUUACUAUUUUGACUGUUCCAGUUGUAUGUAGGUACUUUGAAUUGACUCGACAUUUAUUUAAAGUUAAUGAAACUUCAGAUCAAUGAAAUUGCAUUUAUUAAUAAAAGAUUUUCUUGUAUAUUUUUUGAUGUGCUACAUUUACAUUUAGUUUGGUAUUAUUAUUAAAUAUUCAUUUUAAUAUUAUUCAUAGUUUUAGAUAGGUACAAUAAUUGUAGUAUUUUUUGUAUGUGCCCUAGGUACCUAGUUAUGCUUAUACCCAAUGUUCCUUUGAUAUAAAUUAUAUUAAUUUGUAUUAAAUUGUAUGAUCAGACAACUGUAUAUUUUAUCUGUAGUCAUAUAAUUAUUUUGUUAUAUUAAUUUUAUCUGUGUAAUAUAAAGUGAGUUUCACUACCUAAUACAAUAACGAUAACCUUUAUACGUUUUCAAAUAAUUUACUUUAUUAAUUGGAUUUAACUAUAAACAUACAGAGACUAUUUCAACAAAAAGUGAUUUUUAAUUAAGUAUUAUAAAAUUGCAAUAAUAAUUAUGACAUUUUUAUUAAGUGUAAAGACAAUUCUAGUAAAAUUCACUUUAUAUUACAGUUAUCGGUUGUAAUAGACUCAAAAAUGUUUUAGAUAUUAAUGAUAUAGCUUUUAAAAUUAUUCAUGUAAAGAUAUUCAAAACCAAGUGACGUUUUUAGUAAGAAAUAGUUGUAUUUUAUUAUUUUAUAAAAUGGUAAAUCUGUAUGUGAAUUUAUAAACAUUGUACCUACCUAAUAUAAUGGAAUUAAAUAACAGAUCUCUUGUUUACAGUAUUUAAAAUUACAUGUCAUUUACAAGA
Molecule: messenger RNA, 5985 nt
Organism: Spodoptera frugiperda (fall armyworm)
Lineage: Eukaryota; Metazoa; Arthropoda; Insecta; Lepidoptera; Noctuidae
Gene: Or-29
Exons: 9
Coding region: 27-2354 (775 amino acids)
Biological process (GO): detection of chemical stimulus involved in sensory perception of smell; sensory perception of smell
Cellular component (GO): plasma membrane
Molecular function (GO): olfactory receptor activity; odorant binding
Source: RefSeq, a predicted model, not a curated record